GUCUCAAGCAAUUUUGACGAAGCAGUAAUCAGGAAUCACAUCAUCAUCUUGCGGCAGUCUGGGCCCCAACCGGCGGCCUCGGGAGAGACUGUCCGCCCUUCUCGUCGUGAGAAUGCCUUUUCCGCUUGCAGGCCCGAGGGGAUAAAGCAUAUAGAAUGCCAGCAGCCCUGUUCAUCUGCAGGUCAAUCUGCAUUCUCCUCGGUUGCCUGGUUGCCUCGUCUCUGUCACAGUCACCAAUGGAAUCACAAUCCCGAUUUGGUGCCUUUCUGGCCGUUCUCAACGUUACCUGGGCGUUGGCUCUCAUGCACCUCGCUGUUCAAUACUGUCGAAAGAGCAGCUUCCCUCAAGUCUCCGGUGUUUACCUUGCCCUCGACCUUCUGCAGCAAGCUCUUGGCGUUAGUCUUUGCUCCUUCUUCUUUAUGAGGGGGGUUUUUACCCAGGGACUCUCGACCACUAUAUUUUUGGCUCUAGCAGUAUGGUUGAAUACCGCCCGACCACUGAUAAUGCCUUUUUCUCGUCUCGAGACAUCUCAAGGGACCCUAAUGCCUCCGGCGAUACUCGUAGAGGCGGGCUUAUCCAUUGUCAAUCUACUUGCACUAGUUGGUGGUGCGGCCCUGGUGAAUCAGCGACUUGUGCAGAGAGUGGCACUUGCCGCGAUAUCUUUGCAAGGGCUCUGGCAUGCUUGGGCUUUCAAAGGGUGCCUCAAAGACCUCUUGGAGGAUUAUAAACCACGGAAGAUGAACUACGUCUUGGUGCUUUGCCUGGCUUGCUACAUUCUGACACCGCUAGUGGCCUUCGUCUCCGACAUCCAGCUUCUGUAUCUCGCAGCAUUCUUCAUGAGUGCACCAAUGAAAGGUUUCAUUAUCGUCUUCAGACUCGUACAUUGCGGCUCCCAAAGGUCGCAAAUAUUCAAUGACAUCAAUCAAUAUGUGACGGUGCCGGAGCAAAAUAACACAUCAAUGCCAGAUGGGGUUGAGGGAUCUCGUGGCGAUAAGACACCACAUACCUUGUCUGGAGAACCGGACGUAGGGACAAACGAAGUUCAGUCUUCGUCCACGUGAACUCAAUGAAUACUGGCUUUCUCAUCUACCCUCUUGUCUGAUUUCAUAUACCUAGCUGCUUUAAUAAUUCAAAUCCCGUGUCGCCCUACCGCCAUCUCCCCUGUGGGGAAGCAGUUGGGACAUGUCGAUAUCAGAAGGUUACUCCAUAAUGCGACCUCUUACUGAAACUAUACAGGAGGCUACACGCACCAUACAUGUGAUAUGUCAUAUAUUAGCUUGGCACAUAUCACACGCGUUUGAGUGAGGGUCGUGUGCAUUCGAUAGGCUUGAAAAUUUCCUUUGGGAUCCUUCUGGUGAUCAAUACUUUACUGCUUGGACAAG
Messenger RNA from Colletotrichum godetiae, 1382 nucleotides. RefSeq lists its product as uncharacterized. The transcript has 3 exons. Lineage: Eukaryota; Fungi; Ascomycota; Sordariomycetes; Glomerellales; Glomerellaceae. Bases 156 to 1061 code for a protein of 301 amino acids. The record is from RefSeq and is a predicted model, not a curated record.